CAUGAGUCGAUAAGAGAAGAUUUCCCCCUUUUUGGUUUAGUUAGCUUCAGCUUUCUUUACUGAGAGCUUAAAGUGAUGGCGCUGAAAUUUACCAUUUCGUUCCCAAUUUUCGCGCCGCCUUCGCCGAACCCUUAUCCCAACACUAACGAAUCCGGCAAUCGACCGCCGACGGAAAUUCGAUUCUCCCGCUGGAACAACGCCAACGCCGAGAAAUUCAACCAACGCCGACGAGGCCAGCAAGAAAUCGAAGACGACAUUCGCCGCAGCCGCCGCUUCGAUUCCGCCUCCAAGAUCGCCUCCACCAUCGAAACCUCCGCCGCGGCACCACCACAACCAGAAGAAACCUACAAAUCCUUUGGAUCCCCUUCCUCUCCUUCCAGACCUUCAAUUCCUGGCAAGAAAUCCAAGUACUCCAAACCCCCAAGCCACCCAGCGUUUCGCAAAUCCUCCCGAACAUCCAAUCCUCCUCCACCCUCUCCACUUGACAAGAAACAAGCGAAUGUCGCCGUUGGCGAAGACGGCCUUUCUUUCGUCAUCGACGGUGCGCCGUUCGAAUUCAAAUACAGUUACACUGAGACGCCGAAAGUGAAGCCGGUAAAGCUAAGGGAACCACCCUACUCGCCUUUUGGACCCACGACCAUGGCUAGGCCAUGGACUGGCCGAGCUCCACUGCCGCCAAGUAAGAAAAAGAUGAAGGAAUUCGAUUCUUUCGUAUUGCCUCCGCCUAACAAGAAAGGGGUCAAGAGCAUACAGAAACCCGGCCCGUAUUUGCCUGGUUCUGGUCCAAGGUAUGUCCAAUCGAGAGAGGCGAUUUUGGGAGAGCCAUUGACUUCAGAGGAGGUUAAGGAGUUAGUAAACAGUUGCUUGAAGUCUGAACGACAGUUGAAUAUGGGUAGGGAUGGCUUGACGCACAACAUGUUAGAUAAUAUACAUGCUCAUUGGAAACGUCGAAGAGUUUGUAAGAUAAAAUGCAAGGGAGUUUGUACGGUCGACAUGGACAAUGUGUGUGAGCAGCUAGAGGAAAGAACAGGAGGGAAAGUUAUUUUCAGAAGAGGGGGAGUUCUAUUCCUUUUCCGAGGAAGAAAUUACAAUUAUAAAACUCGUCCUCGUUUCCCUCUUAUGCUGUGGAAACCUGCUACCCCUGUGUAUCCGCGGUUGAUUCAGCGUGCUCCGGAGGGUCUAACACUAGAACAAGCAACUGAAAUGAGAAAGAAGGGGAGGAAAUUAAUGCCAAUACGCAAACUUGGGAAGAACGGUGUUUAUGCUGACCUUGUAAAAAAUAUUAGGGAGGCAUUUGAAGAGUGUGAACUUGUCCGGAUUAAUUGUCAAGGGAUUAAGGGAAGUGACUAUCGGAAAAUUGGUGCCAAACUUAAGGACCUGGUCCCAUGUGUGCUAAUCUCAUUUGAACAUGAGCACAUACUAAUGUGGAGAGGAAACAAUUGGAAGUCAUCCUUCUCUAAACCAGCAGUAAACUCGGGCAUAGAAAAAACCUUGGCAAUCGAAGCUUCCAUUACCAGACAGUUGGAAGGACAAGAGUUGUCACCAGCUUAUGUUCUAACAGUUGGUUCAAGCUCACCACUCAUUAGUUCACAAGAUAGUAGCAUUGAGCAAAGGGAGUCUGUUGAAACAACAUUAGAUGGGGUAGAUUUUUCCAGUGAUGAGUCUGACAGCGAAGCGAACACCUCUAGAAGUUCAAUCUCUGAUUAUCUUAUGUCAGCUGAUGAUGAAUCUGAAAGCAUGCCCUACGGUCUGGAGCCUAUAUUAGAUAAUUCGGGCAAAGCAAAUGAAGAGUCAUCAGCUAUGCCAACAAAAAGUCAUGUCAGGCCCGGGACUCCUGAGAGUAGUCAAAAUCAUUCGGUGUCUUCUGUUUCUGAUUUGUUGAAUCAUGACAAGCCGGAAAUUGUAGCUGAAGCUUUACCAGAUAUCAAUGGGCCAGCAGAAACAAGUUCACCUUGUACUGAUAGAGUUUUGCAUCUAAUGAAACAGGCUGUUGAGAGUGGGAGUGCAGUUGUAUUAGAUUAUGCUACUUUGGAUGCUGAUGAAAUAUAUCAAAGAUCCGUUGCCUUUUCCCAGUCCGCACCGCCUGGCCCGGUUUUUAGGCGACAGCCUCUUAAAGUGGCUAUCCAAAAGAACGAACAAGAAGAAGAGUCUAGGAACUUGGAAGUGAAGGAAGUCACAGCAGUUUCCUAUAAGAGAGGAAAUGAAAAACAAGCUUCUAAAACUCGAAGAUUCAAAGACAUGGAUGAAAUUCAUUCAGACGUCGUACCAAAAGGAAGCCUGAGAGUUGAUGAGCUUGCUAAACUAUUAGCUUAAUCCACUUUUGUAGGCAUAUUUUACAGCCUGAAAUCUUCCCCUGCUUAUGCUCAUUUCAUUAGCUUCAUCUUUAACAUGUAUUUAUGAAAUGCUGCUAAGGUGUUUUCCAGAAACAAUUUAGAGAAAACAAGAAGCU
This is a messenger RNA of Hibiscus syriacus, 2449 nucleotides long. Its product is annotated as CRS2-associated factor 1, chloroplastic. The transcript has 5 exons. Gene Ontology annotation, molecular function: RNA binding. Lineage: Eukaryota; Viridiplantae; Streptophyta; Magnoliopsida; Malvales; Malvaceae. Gene Ontology annotation, biological process: Group II intron splicing. The record is from RefSeq and is a predicted model, not a curated record. The coding region runs from base 76 to 2313 and encodes 745 amino acids.